GCUACGGUAGCUUCACUCGGACGCUCUCUGACUUCCUGGUGAGUGGGGGCGUUUGUUCUGCCCGUUUCCAAACACAACAAAGACUCGAGUGGGGUGAGAUUUAGUGAGGUCGGUCCAGAGAUGAGCUUUAAAGCUUAAGUUUGUGUCUGAGCUGCGGUUGGAGUUUAAUCUGAUGCUAGGACGUUGAAGCGGGCGGCGGAAGGUCUUCAUUCAGUCCGCCCCGACGGUUCAACAUGUGGCUGCUUUUCGCCUUUUUAGCCGCUUUCACCGCUUUAACGAAGGCCGCCGUCCCCCCGGACACGACGGAGCAGGACUUCAUGUCUCUCAGAGCGAUGCUGGAUGACUUUGAUGUGCUGCCUCUCUCCAGCCUGCAGACGCACUCCGUCCGCCGUCGUGACGUCCAGACUCAGACGCACGUAGAGAAGCUGAUCAGCUUCAGCGCCCUGCAAAGGCAUUUCAGACUCUACUUGAGGACCAACGAUGAGCUCUUCACCAGCGACUUCAGAGCCGUGGUUAUCAGCGAGGACGGCCAAGAGUCGACCUACCCGGUCAACAGGCACAACUACUUCACUGGACACGUCAUCGGGGAGGAGAACUCCCGUGUUCAGGCGCACAUCGAAGAUGACGAGUUCUCCGCUCACAUCCUGACUGAUGAGGCCGAGUACAACGUCGAGCCUCUUUGGAGGUUCACAUCGGCGCCCUCUGGCGGUCGCCUCCUAAUCUAUCGCUCGGAAGACAUCCGCAACAUCAGCCGCCUGCAGCAGCCUUCGGUCUGCGGCUACGUGACCUCUGACCCCAGUGACUUGCUCCCUGACAGCGUAAAAGCAGCUGUGAUGGAGGAAAAGGAGGAAGAAGAGUCGGCGUUCAGAGUGAAGCGUCACGUGCACGACCACAAGAAGAACUCGUGUCCUCUGCUGCUGGUAGCCGACCAUCGCUUUUUCAAACAUAUGGGCCGCGACGAGGAGAGCACCACCCUCAACUACCUGAUUGAGCUGAUUGACCGUGUCGACGACAUCUACAGAAACACGUCAUGGGACGAGGGGUUCAGCGGGUACGGCGUCCAGAUCGAUCAGAUCAUCAUCAAGAAGUAUCCGACUCCUGUGGAUCCCGGAAAAACUCAUUUCAACAUGAAGGGAAGUCCAGUGGAGGGCAGAGACGUUUGGGAUGUGAAGAAGCUGCUAGAGCAAUUCAGUGUGGACAUCGCGGGGAAAGCCUCCAACGUCUGCCUCGCUCAUCUCUUCACCUAUCAGGACUUUGACGAGGGCACUCUGGGGCUUGCCUACGUCGCCCCGUCUAAAGCCGACAUCGCUGGAGGCCUCUGCUCCAAAGCUAGUCCUUCGACCUUAAAUGAGCAGGGAGUGAUCUACCUGAACACUGGCCUCACCAGCACCAAGAACUACGGCAAGACCAUCCUGACCAAGGAAGCGGACCUGGUGACAACCCAUGAACUCGGCCAUAACUUCGGCGCAGAGCACGACCCGGACAAACCGGAGUGUGCCCCCCGAGAGGACCAGGGUGGGAAGUAUGUCAUGUAUCCCAUCGCCGUGAGCGGAGACCACGUCAACAACAAGAUGUUCUCCGACUGCAGUAAGCGCUCCAUCGUGAAGCGUCUCAGGUUGAAAGCACCGUCCUGCUUUAAAGAGAGGAAGAUCAAUGUAUGCGGGAACUCCCGGGUGGAGCAGGGCGAGGAGUGCGACCCAGGACUGCUGCACAUCAAUUCAGACCUCUGCUGCACGCCCAACUGCAGGCUGAAGGCCGAUGCUCAGUGCAGUGACAGGAACAGCGCCUGCUGCAGGGAGUGCAGGUUCGAGGCCAAAGGAGCGGUCUGUCAGGAGCCCAUCGAUGCCACCUGUAAAGGACACUCAUACUGCACAGGAAACAGCAGCGAGUGUCCUCCUCCAGAAAAUGCUCCAGAUAAGACGGCGUGUUUGGACAGUGGCGAGUGUUUGAAUGGAGAGUGUAUCCCCUUCUGUCAGGCCGUCCUGAAGCUGCAGCCCUGCGCCUGUAACGAAACCAACGCUUCCUGUAAAGUCUGCUGUCGGAGCAGCGGCGGCGUCUGCACCCCCUAUCAGGACAUAUCAGGCAGUUUCCUUUUUCUCAGGAAGGGCAAACCCUGUACCGUGGGUUUCUGCGAUGGAGCGGGAAAAUGCAUGAAGCAGGUGCAGGACGUGGUGGAGCGUCUGUGGGACUUCAUCGAUAAGCUGGACAUCAACACGUUCUGGAAGUUUCUGGCUGAUAACAUCGUGGGCUCAGUGGUGGCGUUCUCGCUGCUGUUCUGGGUUCCUUUCAGCAUCCUGGUGCACUGUGUGGACCGGAAACUCGAUAGGCAGUACGAGCAGACCACCAAGUCACUUCUGUUCCCCAGCAAUGCCGAGCUCUUGAGCAGCCUGGAUUCGGCCUCCGUUCGGAUCUUCAAAUCUCCAACGUUCUCCUCCGGCCCCCUUCGCUUUCAUCCCAGUGGCCCCGAGCAGACUGGCGCCGACCCAGCCCAAAGCCCACCUCCUCUGGACAGCCCCCGCAUGGCCACCAUCCAAGAGGACCCCAGCUCAGACUCCCACCUGGAGGAGGCAUCCCUUGAGGAGGCGUUCGGACGUCCAGCAGGGGCAACCCGGCGCUCCUUCGAGGACCUGACAGAGAAGAUGAGUCGCAGUGAGAAGGCAAAGGUGUUCAGGCUGCAGAGGCAGCAUCAGAUCGACAGCAAGGAGACACAGUGCUGAGGCGGCGAGUGCCUCCACCUUCAUAGAAUAGCUCUUUGCCAUUGUACAUGUACAACGAAAUCCCGGCUCCACCUUUAGCUGCAUCUUCGUCAGGAUCCGUUCCAGACUGCAGAGUGUCAUACUCUGUAAGACAAAAGCCUCAACAGCUGGCACUCAGACCACAGACGUAUACAAGAUGGACUUAGCCCCGAAAAUAUGUUUUAAAUACUGAUAUAAAAAACAUGGUAGCCUGCUGGCGCCUCUAUUGGAUGAUAGAGGAACUGCAGGGUCUGGGAUCAGUUGUUUCAAUGAAUCUAAAUUCUACGUACAACAGAAAGUAAACUCAAAAAGUAAAACAAAGAAAUCUUCAGAUAACGUGCUUUGAUUUAUAUCGUUAUUCACUAUCAGUGGACAAAAUGUCCUUAUUACAAUAUAAAAACACUGUAGUGCCUUAAACCUGCAGCAGUGACCAGCAGGGGGCGCCUCCUCAGUGUCUAAAAGAGACUCCUGCUUCCUUGACCGUUGACCUCAGUAAACGACCUCCUGACGCGUUCAUGUCUCGAUUUCACUUGUUACUCAAUAAUGGUGUCGUUGGGGGCAGGGCUUCAGUACAGGCAUCGCAGCUUUUGUAUCUGUUCAUUUUCCUUCCAGAUGUUUUGCACUUUAGUCUUUCACGCCAGUUCUUUGUGUUCCUCUAAAACAGGUGGCCAACUCCAGGCCUCGAGGGCUGGUGUCCUGCAGGUUUUAAAUGUGUC
Pundamilia nyererei is the source of this 3451-nucleotide messenger RNA. It is a transcript of the gene adam17b, whose product is annotated as ADAM metallopeptidase domain 17b. The transcript has 18 exons. Gene Ontology annotation, biological process: membrane protein ectodomain proteolysis; Notch signaling pathway. The record is from RefSeq and is a predicted model, not a curated record. Gene Ontology annotation, cellular component: plasma membrane. Gene Ontology annotation, molecular function: metalloendopeptidase activity. Bases 234 to 2717 code for a protein of 827 amino acids. Lineage: Eukaryota; Metazoa; Chordata; Actinopteri; Cichliformes; Cichlidae.